Molecule: messenger RNA, 4077 nt
Organism: Pipra filicauda (Wire-tailed manakin)
Lineage: Eukaryota; Metazoa; Chordata; Aves; Passeriformes; Pipridae
Gene: CNOT12
Product: tankyrase 1 binding protein 1
Exons: 8
Coding region: 259-4077 (1272 amino acids)
Biological process (GO): double-strand break repair; cellular response to ionizing radiation
Cellular component (GO): heterochromatin; nucleus
Source: RefSeq, a predicted model, not a curated record
CCACGCGGCGCCGCUGUGCCCCGCCCCUCCCUGUCGUUGGGGGCGUGGCCAGUGGGGGUGCUCAUGAAUAUGCAUUAGCAGCGGCGGCGGAGGCCCCGGUGAGUCACGGGAGAGGCGGUGGCGGCAGCGUGAGACCCGUGGGGACGGUAACCCCCCCUCCCCGCCUGCCCUGCGCCCCCCACGUGUGUCCCGGCCCGCCCCGGACAUGAGGCUGUUGUGGGGAAGGGGCUGACCCCUCGCCGUGCCCCCCGUGUUGCCAUGGCCUCCCAGCCGCAGCCCCUGCGCCCCGCCGUGCCCUGCGCCGCCCCCGCCGGCACUGGGGGGGCCGGUCUGGCCGGCAGCCCCGACAAAGGCACCGCACGCCCCAAGCCGCCGGUGCGGCCCAAGCCCCGCGUGCUGCCCAAGCCGGCCAUGCCCGCCAAGCCCCCGGUGCCGCCCCCUGUGCCGGGCCCACGGCACCCCCGGCCCGAGCUGCCCUCGGCCGAGAAGAUGAACCGCCUGGCUGGGCCGCAGCCCUACAGCGGGGGUGGCACGGGGGGGCCCCUCCGCCGCCCCUCCUUCACUGUCAGGUCACCCGAGACCCCCAACGGGAAGGGUCUCCCGUCCCCCCCUGUGGCAGCUGCCGAGGAGGAGGUGCCCCCCGCCCCGCCGACCCCCUCGCGCAAGGGCCCCGCGCCCUUCAAGGUGACGCCGGUGCCGGUGGCUGCCAGGCCGGAGCGCUUCCCAGGCACCACUGUGGAGGAGAUCCUGGCCAAGAUGGACAGCAGGGAGGGUCCGGGCAGCCCAGACAGGGCCUGGCUCUCGCCCUUCUGUCCCGACCCCUCCUCCCGCUUCGGCUCCAAGACCUUCGCCGCCUUCCGGAGGCGUCCCAGCGGGGAGGUGGAUGGAGACCCCCCUGGUGAAGCCCCACACGCACCCCGACCUGCGGCGGGCGAGCUGGGAAUGGGGGAUGACGGACACUCCGUGGCUGAGACGAGCGGCUCCCCCCCAGCUGGGCCACGCUGUGCUGGGGACCCCCGUGGACACCGGAGGCCACCGUCCCCUCCUGAUCUGUCCUCUCUCCAACUGGGGGCCCUCGGACCCCCGGGCUCCCCACGGCCCCCCACCUCCCCGACCCCGGCCCCAGGAGCUCCCUUCCAGCCUCCCGAGCCCUCUGCCCCAGCCCCCGGCUCUCCCGAUGCCCCCGCUGAGCUCCUGGCCCCUGACUCCCCCACACUACCCCCUGGCUCCCCCGAAUCCCCCACUCAGCCUCCAGCCGAGGCCCCUGCCCCCUCCAUCCAGGCCCCAGGUGCUCCCUCAGCCACCAAACCCCAUCUCGGCACCUCCCGCUCCCCUGGCUCCCCCCACACUCCCGGGGAGGGUUCCCCUGACACUGCCAGCCCCCCUGGCACUCCCGAACUGCCCCCCCGAGUCACCUGCCCCCCUGGCUCUCCUGAGGCUGCUGCCGAGUACCUGGGCCGCCCCAGCCCACCCCUUGCCAAAGCCUCUCGUCCCCCAGGCUCCCCAGAGGGACCCGAUGACUCCGCAGUGUCCCCACAGUCCUGCGAGGGUCCCGAUUUCAGCUCCCCUCCCCGGGACGUGGGACUGCGGCGCUCCUCAGAGGGAGUGCUGCAGUCCCCACCCACGGGGCAGGGCCUGGGGGAGCUGGGGGGUUCACUGAGUGCCCUGCCCCGGCCCGGAGACCCCCUGUCUGAGCCCUCCCUGGGCAGUGAGUCCGGCUGGAGCCUUUCCCAGUCCUUCGAGUGGACGUUCCCGUCGCGGGGGACACGCUUGUCGGCCUUUCCCCCCCGCUCCCCCAUCCGGGAGACGCCUGACUCGGGGCUCUCUGAAGAGGGAGAGUCGGAUGGGGAGGCUGCAGCCCACAGCCCCCCGGAGGACAGUGGUUCUGAAGGGCCUGACAGCUGCAGGGCAGAGGGGGCUCCAUGCCCAGGGGGUCCCGUAGCCCAGCGAGAGGCUGAGGGCUUGACGGAGGAGGAGGAGGAAGGGGAGGUAGAGCGAGGCACCCCUGGGUCCCAGUCCCCACUUCGUGUGACAGAGCCUGGCUGGCACCCAGCUGAGCCUGAGCCCCCCACCCAGCCCAGCAUCACCACAGCUGCACCCCUGGAACCAGCCCCCCCAGAUCCAGCCCCUCUGGCUGACUUGGCCUGGGCAGGUGACAGCCCCAAAGACCUGCAGGGCCCUGGGGGGCCAGGCCAGGCCGAAGGACCCCCACAGGGCCCCGACCCCCACGCCGACCCGGGCUGGCUGACGGAGCUGCUGGCGUCACCUGGGGCCCACACCACAGGGCACGGCUCGCCAGAGGGCCUGCUGGGCUGGUCACGGAAGGACCUGUGCAGUGAGUUUGGCAUUGGCCGCCCUCGCCGGGCCGGCACCUUUGACUGGAGCUGCCCAGCUGUGUCCAGGGAGAGAGACUGGCCUGCUGAGACCGAGCAGGACCAGGAAUUCAGGGCCAAAUCCGACUGGGACAGCAGCCGCAGCGACAGUGCUGGGACCAGGCCGGAUGGGCACUUCAGCACCGCCCGGGAGGGCUGGAGCAGUGACUACAGAGGGACGGAGCUGAUGGCAGACACCAAACUGGGCGGCAGUGACUGGUCCCAGUCCCUCGGUGCUGGGGAGAGCUGCCUGCGGGAUCCAGACUUUGGCAACAGCACAGCCAAGUGGGGCCCGGGCUAUGGCCUGGGCCGUGCCAGCAGCACAGAGGAGCUUGACUCCGGGCAGCCCACCUGGGCGGGCAGGUAUGGCACCAGUGACAUGGAGAUGAAGGACAGGGAGCUCACCCCGGACUGGGCCAGUAAAUACAGCAGCCGGGAUGCCAGGAGCAAGGAUGAGGAUUUUACGCUGGGCUGGGCUGGCCGAUCCAGCACUGGGGACACUGGGAGCCCAGACAAAGAACUCAGCCCCAGCCGACCGUCCUGGAACAGCAGGUACAGCACCCGGGACAUGGAGAGCCAGGACCGGGAGUUCAGUCCCAGCCGGCCAGCCUGGACUGGGGAAUACAAGGACACACAAAGCCAGGACAGGGAGUUCAGCCCCAGCCGGCUGGCUGAAGGCAGCGAGUGCAGCACUGGCAAUGUGGAGACCCAGGACCGGGAAUUCAGCCCCAGCGGAGUGGCCUGGGAUAACAGGUACAGCACUCAGGACAUGGAGAGCCAGGACCGUGAGUUCAGCCCCAGCCGGCCGGCCUGGACUGGUGAAAUCAGGGACAUGGAAAGCCAGGACAGGGAGUUCAGCCCCAGGAGGCCAGCCUGGGCUGGUGAAUACAGGGAGAUGGAAAGCCAGGAUCAGGAGUUCAACCCCAGCAGGCUGACUUGGGAUAACAGAUCCAGCAGCAGGGACACGGAGAGCCAGGACCGGGAGUUCAGCCCCAGCCGGCUGGCUGAAGCCAGCGAGUGCACCACCGGGGACCUGGAGACCCAGGAUGGGGAGUUCAGCCCCAGCGGAGCAGCCUGGAGUGACAGAUCCAGCACCAGCAACAUGGAGACCCAGGACAGUGGAUUCACUCCCAGCAGAGCAACCUGGGAUGAUGGGCACAGCGCUGGGGACAUGGAGACCCGGCACGGGGAGUUGUUCAGCCCCAGCAGAGUGGCCUGGGGCGACAGGUCCAGCACCAGGGAUGUGGAGGCCCAGGACAGGGAGUUCAGCCCCAGUGGAGCAGCCCGGGAUAGGGAGCAUGGCUCUGUGCUCCCCAUGGAGGAAGGGCAGGAGCUGAUCCCAGGCCGGCUGAGCUGGUCCGGUGAGGGCAGCGUCGGCCAGGCCAGGCAUGUUGGGGUCAAUGAGAAAGAUGUGCCUGGCUCCCUCUGCCCUGAUCUCCUGGCCCAGGAGCCCACCUGGGGCAGUGCCCACCAGCAGGAGCGUGGCAGCUCCAGCAGCAGGGACUGGGCUGAGGAGCUUGGAGGAGGCGACUGCCACAACCAGUUUGGUGCCAUUGGGACAGAGCGGGUGCCAGACCCCUGCGGCAGCGGAGCCUCGGAUGGCUGCAGCGUGGCCAGGGAUGGCAGCCUGCACCCACCAAUGCUCUGGCCCUCAGAGCAGAUUAGCCGGGCGCAGCUGGCUGCCUGGGGGAACACCAGCCCUUAG